Cryphonectria parasitica EP155 is the source of this 915-nucleotide messenger RNA. RefSeq names its product S-adenosyl-L-methionine-dependent methyltransferase. The transcript has 4 exons. The annotation marks the transcript as partial. Gene Ontology annotation, molecular function: methyltransferase activity. Lineage: Eukaryota; Fungi; Ascomycota; Sordariomycetes; Diaporthales; Cryphonectriaceae. The record is from RefSeq and is a predicted model, not a curated record.
GUCUACGAGUACGGCCGCCGGUAUCACGCCAACACCGACGGACGGGUGCUGUACCCCCUGCCCAACGACGAGUCCGAGCAGGAGCGCGACGACAUGAAGCACAAACUCUCGCUUUGGAUGAUGCAUGAGAAGCUGUUUUACGCACCGGUGGAGGACACCCUGAAGCGGGGCGGGGCCGUCUUUGACUUGGGCACCGGAACGGGGGAAUGGGCCAUGGAGAUGGCUCAGAGGUACACCGAGUCCCAGAUCUUCGGCUGUGACAUCUCGCCGAUCCAACCGGCCUACGUCUGGGAGAAUGUCUUCUUCUCAACGGCCGACUUUGAGGAGGAUUGGGUGGAUUAUGCCGAGAACUCAUUCGACUACAUACAUAUGCGCUAUACCGCCUUCUCCAUCAAGGACCCCGCGGCCUUGGUACAGCGGGCCUGGAAGUACUUAAAACCAGGUGGCUACCUCGAGUUCCAAGAGAUGACUUACUGGCCGCAGGCCGACGACGACACCCUCACGCCGUCGACGCCCUACGCCUUUCGAGACUUUUGCUACUAUAUGCAGCUCGGCCUCGAGAACCUAGGCCUGAACCUGCAUACUAUCACCCGCCUCCCCGACAUACUCCGCUCGGCAGGGUGUGACAACGCAGAUGGCCAGGGCAGGUUUGACGACGUCACCGAGGUCCGCCACAAGCUGCCCAUCGGUCGCUGGGCGCGCGACCGCCGUCAGCGCGAGAAGGGCAUCUGGUUCCUGCGUAUGAUCCUCCUCGAGGGGCUCAGCGCCAUCUGCAAGCGCCCCUUUUGCCAGGGUCUCGGCUGGAAGGAUGUCCAGGUGGAGAUGUUCCUUGUCGAUGUCCGCAGGAGCCUUCACGACGCCGGGAUCCACUCCUAUUUCCCUUUUACUGUGGUCUAUGGCAGGAAACCUCUUGAC